Anopheles nili is the source of this 594-nucleotide messenger RNA. RefSeq names its product NADH dehydrogenase [ubiquinone] 1 alpha subcomplex subunit 13 (gene ND-B16.6). The record is from RefSeq and is a predicted model, not a curated record. NCBI's taxonomy places the organism in Eukaryota, Metazoa, Arthropoda, Insecta, Diptera, Culicidae. The transcript has 3 exons. The coding region runs from base 78 to 530 and encodes 150 amino acids.
AAAUUGCACAGUUUUGUGGCCCUCCUUUCUGGGUCUGUAAUUUCGCUUUGUGAGGUAUAUAUCGGGCGAAUUUCAACAUGAGCAGCCCAGCAAAGCUUCAGGACCUGCCACCAAAAGAAGGUUAUCAAAGCAUCCCAUUCAAGCGGGUGCCCGCUAAAACUUACUUUAAAGGUUGGCAUAUGAUUGCGGGUUACGCUGGUAUAUCCACCUUUGGACUGUUUCUGUACUGGCUCAAUGUAAAGGAAAACCACCGGAAUGAUGUCGAAAUGCGCUCUGCUAGAAAUGUCAUCUAUCCGUUGCUCCUUGCCGAGCGUGAUCGUGAGUACUUGAAACAGCUUCGGCGAAACCGUGACGAAGAAGCGGAACUGAUGAAGAACGUCGAGGGAUGGGAGGUUGGCACCUGGUACGGAGAACCAGUAUUCAAGACGCUCCCGAAGGAUAAGUUGGUCGAACCAACUUUCCAAGAGUUUUACGUUCACACCGACUACAAACAUAUGGCUAAACGUGCAGACAUUAAGCUGAUGAAUUAAUGAGCCUCUUCGAGCAGAAUUGUAGAGGAAUGGUUAAUUGAAAUUAAAUAAAAUUUGUCGUUCC